Messenger RNA from Prorocentrum cordatum, 819 nucleotides. The record is from the annotation of a GenBank genome assembly. NCBI's taxonomy places the organism in Eukaryota, Dinophyceae, Prorocentrales, Prorocentraceae.
AUGUCACACCUCCACCUGUCAUGCUCAAAGUGUCUUCUGUUCGCACUGCUUCCGAGGAGGCGGGGAAGCAGCUUCCCCGCUCCACCCGAACCGGCCCCAGAGAGCGGCCGUGGCUGCGAAGGAUUCUCAGACUUUAGUGAUCCUCGCGGAGAGCCGAAUGCCAUCGUGCGCUCCGCCAUGCACCUCAUGUCGGCGGGCGUGCUCGACUGCCCAGACGACGUGUUCCUGGGGCCGAAGGCGCCGUGCAUGCACGAGGUGCUGGGGCGGCGGGAGGCUGCGAUCUGGAUAGAGCGCCCUUUGGUGCAGGGCUGCUUCAGAAAGGCUGCUUACAUUGAGGGUGAGGUCAGAAUGCACUACAUAUUCAACAGCAGCCACCCCUCCACCUGGCUGGUGCGGCCUUGGGGUCAGGACGGUGGUUGGGACAUCAGUGUCUGGUUGGGCUUAUCUUGCCACGGCGACGGCAUCUGCAGAGCUUAUAACUCCAUGUACAUGAACAAGAGCAUAUCGUGGGAUGACUUCGAGGCGAAGUUCCCGGUUGCGGACUUCCAGGUGCUUGACGGUUGGAGUUGUGGUCUCAACGAUGACGGUGGCGCUGCGCGCAUCACUUGGAGGACACCGCCAAGAAAAUUGUGGCAGCAGUUCGGGAAGCCGAUCACCCGCAGUGUAGAAGAGAGGGCCGAAUGGUCUUGGCUCUUCUGCCCGGAGCCGAACUUGCGGUCCGCGCUGGUGCUGGACGAGCUGAGUGGCGUUGCUCUAGCAAAGGCUACUCGUUUCGACAACAUCAGGGCCGUGAAGAGCAAGUACGGCGAUCUCCGCUGA